CCGCCCCCAGCCCCGCCCCACGGGCCAGGCGCCAUGAGUGAGCUGGAGCAACUGAGACAGGAGGCCGAGCAGCUCCGGAACCAGAUCCGGGAUGCCCGAAAAGCAUGUGGGGAUUCAACGCUGACCCAGAUCACAGCUGGGCUGGACCCAGUGGGGAGAAUUCAGAUGAGGACACGAAGGACUCUCCGGGGGCAUCUUGCAAAAAUCUAUGCCAUGCACUGGGGGACAGACUCAAGGCUGCUGGUCAGCGCCUCCCAGGAUGGGAAGCUCAUCAUCUGGGACAGCUACACCACCAACAAGGUCCAUGCCAUCCCGCUGCGCUCCUCCUGGGUCAUGACCUGUGCCUACGCGCCCUCAGGGAACUUUGUGGCCUGCGGGGGUUUGGAUAACAUCUGCUCCAUCUACAGCCUCAAGACCCGAGAGGGCAAUGUCAGGGUCAGCCGGGAGCUGCCUGGCCACACUGGGUACUUGUCAUGCUGCCGCUUCCUGGAUGACAACCAAAUCAUCACCAGCUCUGGGGAUACCACCUGUGCCCUGUGGGACAUUGAGACAGGCCAGCAGACUGUGGGUUUUGCUGGACACAGUGGGGAUGUGAUGUCCCUGUCACUGGCCCCCGAUGGCCGCACCUUUGUAUCAGGUGCCUGUGACGCCUCCAUCAAGCUGUGGGAUGUGCGGGAUUCCAUGUGCCGACAGACCUUCAUAGGUCACGAGUCCGACAUCAACGCCGUGGCUUUCUUCCCCAACGGCUAUGCCUUCACCACGGGCUCUGAUGACGCCACAUGCCGCCUGUUCGACCUGCGAGCCGAUCAGGAGCUCCUCAUGUACUCUCAUGACAAUAUCAUCUGCGGCAUCACCUCGGUGGCCUUCUCGCGCAGUGGCCGGCUGCUGCUCGCAGGCUACGACGACUUCAACUGCAACAUCUGGGAUGCCAUGAAGGGCGACCGUGCAGGUGUCCUUGCUGGCCACGACAACCGUGUAAGCUGCCUUGGGGUCACUGAUGAUGGCAUGGCGGUGGCCACAGGCUCCUGGGACUCCUUCCUCAAGAUCUGGAACUAAACUGCCCCAAUCCCAGCUGGGCCCAGGCCAGGAGGGGCCCUGCCCAUGCCCACACUACAGGCCGGGAGCUUUGGGGCUGGGUACACACCAAGCCUCCCUCCCUGGGCCACAGGGCCUCGGGUCCCUGCUCCCCCACCCAGGUUUGGUUCCUCCCGGGGGCCCCCACUGUGGAGAUUAAGAUGGGGAUGGUAUGGGGGAAGAGGAGGGGGCAGAAUGCCCUUAUCCUAUUGCUGCCCUGGAGUCAGGGCCUCACCUCUGGACGGCCAGAGGCAAGGAGGUGGAAACUCCAGGGGCUGGCUUUUUUAAAACUGGUUUUAUUUUAAUUUUUAUUAUAUUUUCAGUUUUUCCAUAAAGGAACCAAUUCCAACUCUGUACCUGGUCUCCCUUGUGUCUGCUCCCUUCUCUGUUGAGGCCAGACAAUGGAUAAAGGGCCCCACCAAAGGAGAAAUAGAGGGCAAAGGACUUUUUCUCCAGCCAAAGCCAGAAGCUAGAGACUCUCAGGCCCAGCAGGGUCAGAGAUGUUCCCAGAGGUGUACAGCACCCCACUGAGGUCUCCCCUGGCUAGGCUGCUGCAGCCUCACCCCAGCCCCUCUAAUUCCCAGCCCUGAGCCUUAGCCACUUAUCCCUCAAGACCCUCCCCCAAAUAAAGCCAGCAGGUGCAGCGGACAGGGAGAACACACACCAAGUUUUAUUAGGAGUAUUUACAUGGGGCAGGUGGAAGGGAAGUCACACACGGAGGUAGGGAAGGAGACUGUGGGUACAAGGCAGACAUAGGAACACAGAAUGACCCCUUUACCACCCCAAUCCCAGGAGGGGGGCAGCAGGGCCCAGGAAGACUGGGACAGGACAGCAAUGGGACCCGAGUCCCUGGGCAGGGCUCAGGGCUUGUAAACAUUGACCACUCUCAGAGGGGAUGGGGUGGGAGAGGGCUCCCCCUAUACUUCCUCACAGGGUUAAGGCCUCUCCAGGCUCAUGGGCCCCCCAACUCAGUCUCUUUAGCUCUGGGGGAAGGGGCAGGAAGAGACAGGAAGUGUCCCACCUUCCCCUGCAUUGGCUGUGGCAGGGGGCAGGGCAGUUACAUUCAGUCACAACAGGAGUCUCCCCUACCCCUCUAAUGCCACCACACUGGCAAGAAGGGAAGGGGGAGUUGGGGGGCCAGCAGCAGCAAGACAUUUCCCCCUGGCCCAUCACCCCCUUAUUGCUUUAGAGAGAAUAUUGUCUUUUCACUGACACUAACACUGUCAAAACCAGGGUGAAGUAGGUGGAGGGGCCCUGCCACCCCGAGGCCAGCUUUAUCCCCAACACUGACCUAGUUGCCACUUUGGUGCAAAAAAAAAAAAAGAAAAAAAAAAAAACGUCCUCUCUCUGGAGAUAAGAUGGGGAAAGAAACUGGGGCAGCUCCCCACUUCCCCAGGGCAGUAAGGAGCAAUACAUUCAUGGAGGGAGGCAGCGGUAGUCUCGCCCUAAUACUGCACUCAGCAAUGAGGUCAAUGGGAAAAGUUUGAUGAAAACA
Fukomys damarensis (Damara mole-rat) is the source of this 2569-nucleotide messenger RNA. It is a transcript of the gene Gnb2, whose product is annotated as G protein subunit beta 2. Gene Ontology annotation, cellular component: heterotrimeric G-protein complex; cytoplasm. Gene Ontology annotation, biological process: G protein-coupled receptor signaling pathway. The transcript has 9 exons. Bases 34 to 1056 code for a protein of 340 amino acids. NCBI's taxonomy places the organism in Eukaryota, Metazoa, Chordata, Mammalia, Rodentia, Bathyergidae. Gene Ontology annotation, molecular function: protein binding; signaling receptor complex adaptor activity. The record is from RefSeq and is a predicted model, not a curated record.